Messenger RNA from Panicum virgatum (switchgrass), 894 nucleotides. RefSeq lists its product as uncharacterized. The coding region runs from base 49 to 714 and encodes 221 amino acids. The record is from RefSeq and is a predicted model, not a curated record. Lineage: Eukaryota; Viridiplantae; Streptophyta; Magnoliopsida; Poales; Poaceae. Gene Ontology annotation, molecular function: protein dimerization activity. The transcript is spliced from 2 exons.
AAAAGAGUGAAGUCAUUCUGUGAUAAAAAUGAGAUUGAAGUGCCAGAUAUGGAUAAGGAGGUAAAUGCUAGAGGGACAUCUGCACGUAGAAGGCAAAAGGUAACAAACAUGCAUUUCUACCAUGUUGAGAUUUUUCUUGCUGCCAUUGAUGCCAUUUUGACCGAGAUGAAUCAUCGAUUUAGUGAAUCUAGUUCAGAGUUGUUAGUAUGCAUGGCUUCACUUAAUCCAAAGAACUCCUUCUCUAAUUUUGAUGUGGAUAAGCUUGUGAGACUUGCUGAAAUAUAUGCUGAAGAUUUUGAUAUCGGUCAUCUUGCGGUGUUGCCAAGUCAACUUAAAGCAUUCCACCAACGUGCUAAAAGAAAUAGAGAGUUUCUUGGGUGCACAGAACUUUCAAAGGUUGCUGAAAUUAUUGUCAAGACAACCAUGAAUACCUCUUACCCAUUAGUUUAUCGGCUCGUUGAGCUCACAUUGAUACUUCUAGUGGCAACAGCUUCGGUUGAGAGGGUUUUUUCAGCUAUGGCUCUUUUAAAGAUGGAUUUGCACAGCAAAAUAGAGGAUGAAUGGCUCAAUGAUUUGAUGAUAUGCUAUGUUGAGAAGGAGAUAUUUAGAAGCAUUAGUAGUGACAAAAUCAUACAUCGGUUUGAAGAUAUGAAAAAACGUCGUAGGCUUGUGCCUAAAGACAAUUUAGUGAUUGCUCCUCAUGGGGAAGAUUGAAGAAGAAUAACGGGUGUCAUUGUCAGCACGUCUCAUUAUGUUUUGGUUUCAUGUUUUUUAAUGGGCAAAACUUCAUAUUCGUCUUUUGCUACUUCUCGUAAUGUACUUAUCUAUGUUUUCAUGAACAUGUCGUUCUAGUAUUGGUCUAGAUUGUAUGCUGGCAGUUGGCUUCAGCCCCCC